GAAACUACUUUUCAGCCGACUCCAUUUUGCAAGACAGGUUUGCACAAAUGCUUUGCUGUGAUCACAAUUGGUAUUAAAUAGCAGGUGAAAGGUGUAAACAUGUUUUAAUUUAAGUGCCAGAUUGUUUUCUGAUGUCAGUCGUAAGGCUUUUGCAGACAGAAAAUAUAACAGCACUGUCUGUAAAAUGAGUGUCUAUGAGGAGGGGUGUGAUGUUCACACCUGUGAAGUUGAACCCAGUUGUAUAUCUAUGAAGAGUCAUGCAUCUAUGGACAAUCCCCCUAAACUCAGCGAUGAAACCAUGACCUCUGAGUCUGACCCUAACAUUGCCUGUAAAAUAAGUCACUAUAAGGAGAUAGAGGAGGAGUGUGAUGUUCACACCAGUGAAACGGUACUCAGUUGUGUGUCUAUGAAGAGUAACGCGUCUAUGGACAAUCCCCCUAAACUCCAUGAUAGAGCUGUGACCUCUGACCCUGUCAGACAACAGGACACAGAGACACACAGACUACUGGACGAGACUACAAACCUACAUGGAGUCAAAGAUCAACACAAAACCAUCAUGAAGAACAAGUAUGAGAGUUUAUUUGAGGGAAUCAAACAACAAGAGAAUCAAACCCUCUUAAACAGGAUUUACACACAACUUUACAUCAUAAAUGGAGAGAGAGAAGGUGUGAAUGAAGAACAUGAGGUGUUACACAUGGAGAAAAAACCCAGAACACAACACUCACAAGACACAACAGUCUACUGCAAUGACAUCUUUAAACCCUUACCUGAACCAGGAUAUGAGGAGAAGAUGAACAAAAUCAAGAGCGUUCUUACUAAAGGCAUCGCUGGAAUCGGUAAAACCGUCUCUGUGCAGAAGUUCAUUCUGGAUUGGGCCGAGGGAACGGACAAUCAGGAUGUAGAUUUCAUGUUCGUGCUUCCAUUUCGAGAACUGAACUUGAUUCAAGAUGAUCAGUACAGUCUUCACAAACUUCUGCUUGACUUUCAUCCUGAACUUCAAGAUCUGGACUCAAAGAUUUAUGAUGAGUGUAAAGUUGUGUUCAUCUUUGAUGGUCUGGAUGAAAGCAGAAUAUCAAUGAAGUUUAAAGACAGUGAGAAAGUUUCUGAAGCGACUCAGACUUCAUCAGUUGGUGUGUUGAUAUCAAACCUCAUCAAAGGAGAUCUGCUUCCCUCUGCUCACAUCUGGAUCACCUCCAGACCAGCAGCGGCCAAUCAGAUCCGUUCUGAAUACAUCAACCGUGUUACAGAAAUCCAGGGAUUCAAUGAUCCUCAAAAGGAGGAAUAUUUCAGGAAGAGAAUCGGUGAUGAAGAUCAAGCCAGCAGAAUCAUCUCACACAUUAAAAGAUCAAGAAGUCUCCACAUCAUGUGUCACAUACCACUUUUCUGCUGGAUCUCAUCCACUGUGCUUCAAAAGAUCCUGACACAAGAUCAAACAGCAGAAAUCCCUCAAACCCUGACUGAAAUGUACAUUCACUUCCUGCUGAUUCAGAUCAAUAUGAAGAAUGAGAAGUAUGAUGAGCGAGAUCCAGAGAAACUCCUGCAGUCCAACAGAGAAGUGAUUGUCAAACUGUCUGAACUGGCUUUCAUACAGCUGAUGAAGGGUAAUGUGAUGUUUUAUGAGGAGGACCUGAGAGAUUGUGGGAUAGACAUCACUGAUGCCUCUGUGUAUUCUGGGAUCUGUACUGAGAUCUUUAAAGAGGAAUCUGUGAUAAAUCAGAGGAAAGUCUAUAGCUUCAUACAUCUCAGCUUUCAGGAGUUUCUCGCUGCGUUCUUUAAGUUUCAUUCAUGUGUAGUAGAGAACAUUGAAUCUGAUGUGAAUAAUGCGCUGUAUGGACUAUUACAAACAGUAACUGAUAGAUCCUCAAAGACAAAAAAUGGACGUCUGGAUCUUUUCCUUCGAUUCCUGCUGGGCAUCUCGCUGGAGUCCAAUCAGAGACUCUUACAGGAUCUAGUAACACACACCGUGGACACCACAGAAACCAUCAAGAAAACCAGCGAGUAUAUUAAAGAAAAAAUCAAAUAUCAAGAACCCAUAAGCUCCAGUGAUGAGUUCGAAGAUGAUGAACUCUCAACUAAUCAACAUUAUCUCUCAAAUGAUAGAUCCAUCAAUCUGUUCCUCUGUCUGUUGGAAAUGAACGAUCAGACUCUGUACAGAGAGAUUCAGGAGUUUGUGAAAACAAAGAGAUAUUCAAAGGAUAAACUCUCUGCUGCUCAAUGUUCAGCUAUAGCCUACAUGCUUCAGAUGUCAGAGGAGGUGCUGGAUGAGUUUGAUAUCAGUCAAUUCAACACAACAUAUGAUGGUGCCGUGAGACUCGUACCAGCUGUGAUGAACUGCAGAAAAGCUCUAAUUGUUGAUUGUAGUUUAAAUACAGAUGAAUGUAAAAGUUUGGCUUCAGCUGUUCAAUCAUCAAACUCUCUAAUAGAGCUGAAAAUAAGGAACAUUCAUCAACAGGAUUUAGGAGUAGAGUUGAUGUCUGGACUGAAGAGUUCACACUGCCAACUGAACAUACUGAGACUUGUUAACUGUAAUCUCACUGAUAAGUGUUGUGAAGGUUUGGCUUCAGUUCUUCAAUCAUCAAACUCUUUGAGAGAUCUGGACCUGAGUUACAAUGAACUACAGGAUUCAGGAAUAAAGUUGAUCUCUGAUGGAUUGAAAGGUUCAAACUGUCAACUUAACAUACUGAGAUUAUCGGGCUGUAGGGUGACAGAUGAGGGUUGUUGUCAUCUGGCUUCAGUCCUAAGUUCAAAACUCUUACACCUCAGAGAUCUGGACCUGAGUUACAAUAACUUUCAGGAUUCAGGAGCGAAGUUGAUCUUUGAUGGACUAAAGAGUUCACGCUGUCACCUGGAGAUACUGAAACUUGUUGGCUGUAAUCUCACUGAUGGAUGUUGUGAAAGUUUGGCUUCAGUUCUUCAAUCAUCAAACUCUCUGAGAGAUCUGGACCUGAGUUACAAUGACCUACAGGAUUCAGGAGUAAAGUUGAUCUCUGAUGGACUGAAGAGUUCAAACUGUCAACUCAGCAUACUGAAAUUAUCAGGUUGUAUGGUGACAGGUGAAGGUUGUUGUUAUCUGGCUUCAGCUCUGAGUUCAAACCCAUCACAUCUGAGAGAGUUGGACCUGAGCUACAAUCACCCUGGACCUUCAGGAGUUCAGAUGCUCACUGAUAAACUCAAUGAUACAAACUAUACACUACACAAACUCAAUGUUAAUCAUGGAGGACAGUUCAGAAUUAUAUCAGGACCACAAAAAUAUGUCUGUGAUCUCACAUUUGACCCAAACACCGCAAACAAUCAUCUGAUACUGUCUAAGGAGAACAGAGUGGUUACAUAUGUAAAAGAUGAGCAGUCACACUUCAAUUAUCUAGAGAGAUAUGAUGGCCCUCCUCAGGUUUUAUGUAAAGAGAGUCUGACUGGCCGCUGUUAUUGGGAAGUUAAAUUCAGUGGAGAUGUUAUUAUAUAUGUGUCAUGUAAAGUGAGUGAGGAGGACAGGUCAUUUAGACACAAUACACAAUACUGCAGUCUGGAGUUGUAUGAAAAGGCUAUGACUUUCACACACAGUACAAGAAACUGCGCAGAAAUGGCAUUUUUAGAUUUUCCGGACUCUGACAGAGUAGCAGUAUAUCUGGACUGGUCAGCCGGUAUUUUGUCCUUCUACAGCGUCUCUAAUACACAAACACUCACACACUUACACACAACAUACACUACAUUCACUGAACCUCUCUAUGCUGGAUUUAGUGUAAUGGUUACCAACCAAGAUGCUUAUUGUGAGAUUAAUCCGCCUCCUGUGAGACACAACUGAAUGAUGGACCUAAACUCUGUAAGAUGGAGUUGGAAAGUGUUUCUUAUGUUUGUUUUAAAGCUGUGUGUUAAUCUAAUGUUAAUCUUGCUUAUAUAUAGAGUAGUAUUUCAUCAUUCAUAUGUCCAAAGAGUCUUUCAUUUAGUCAGAUUUAUAAAAGAAAAAACAGCCUUUCCGAUUUUUGGCGUAAAAGGUCGAACACUUGAUGGCGUGCAGUACGCGCAGCUUCGGAUACUAGUUUUGGAUUUACAGCCGACAUAGAUGGAAAUCAAACAAAAAAUUUUUUUUUUUUUAAAUAACCAGCCUUAUAUUAUAAAUAUGAUCCAGAAUCGUAUACUUAGUCAGUAAUGGACGAACAGGAACAAUAGCAGCAACGAUUACAGCAGGACGUCUCUAUCAGAUAAUUAAUCCUUGCUUGUUUAUCUGCUAUUUUAAUAAAAAAGCAACAUAAUCCA
Messenger RNA from Misgurnus anguillicaudatus (oriental weatherfish), 4251 nucleotides. The record is from RefSeq and is a predicted model, not a curated record. Lineage: Eukaryota; Metazoa; Chordata; Actinopteri; Cypriniformes; Cobitidae.